This is a messenger RNA of Centrocercus urophasianus (Greater sage-grouse), 4136 nucleotides long. It is a transcript of the gene SMAD5, whose product is annotated as SMAD family member 5. The transcript is spliced from 7 exons. Gene Ontology annotation, molecular function: I-SMAD binding; DNA-binding transcription factor activity, RNA polymerase II-specific; RNA polymerase II cis-regulatory region sequence-specific DNA binding. The record is from RefSeq and is a predicted model, not a curated record. Gene Ontology annotation, biological process: BMP signaling pathway; SMAD protein signal transduction; cell differentiation. Gene Ontology annotation, cellular component: heteromeric SMAD protein complex. Bases 323 to 1720 code for a protein of 465 amino acids. NCBI's taxonomy places the organism in Eukaryota, Metazoa, Chordata, Aves, Galliformes, Phasianidae.
CCGCCCCUCGCCCCGCAGUCGCCGGGAUGAGAGAAAACAGGGAGAGAAACAGCGACCGCCUGGGAAGCAGCUAGUGCGAAAGUAAAGGGGCAGAGCAUGGAGCGGCAGUAAUGUUCUGAAGAGCUAAAUUGGAAGAGUUGAUUGUUAUUUUUGAAGUGAAGACUUCAUCACUGACGUCUAUAUGUUUAUUUGUCAGCGUCCGAGAAGUAAUACAGCUCACCAGUGGCAAUAACUGCCUUUGGUAUACACUGACAUUUAUUUGAAAACAAGAAUUAACAAAAAAAAGGCAAAACCCAACGAGUCUUUUGAAGACGUGUGUCAAAUGACGUCAAUGGCCAGUUUGUUCUCCUUUACUAGCCCAGCUGUAAAGCGUCUGUUGGGCUGGAAACAAGGAGAUGAAGAGGAAAAAUGGGCGGAAAAAGCUGUUGAUGCUUUGGUAAAAAAGCUGAAAAAGAAAAAAGGUGCUAUGGAAGAACUGGAGAAAGCUUUGAGCAGUCCAGGACAGCCCAGCAAGUGUGUUACCAUCCCUCGUUCUUUAGAUGGACGACUUCAGGUUUCUCACAGAAAAGGCCUUCCCCACGUAAUUUACUGUCGUGUCUGGCGUUGGCCUGAUCUACAAAGCCAUCACGAGCUGAAGCCAUUGGAUAUUUGUGAGUUUCCUUUUGGAUCUAAACAGAAGGAAGUCUGCAUCAAUCCUUACCACUAUAAGAGGGUGGAGAGCCCAGUUCUACCUCCAGUGUUAGUGCCUAGACACAGUGAAUUCAAUCCACAGCACAGUCUACUCGUUCAGUUCAGGAACCUAAGCCACAAUGAACCACACAUGCCACAUAAUGCGACGUUUCCAGAUUCCUUCCAGCAGCCCAACAGCACUCCAUUUUCCAUUUCACCAAACAGUCCCUAUCCACCUUCUCCAGCCAGCAGCACUUACCCAAGCUCCCCAGCUAGCUCUGGACCAUCUAGUCCAUUUCAGCUACCUGCUGAUACUCCACCUCCUGCAUAUAUGCCCCCUGAUGAUCAAAUGGGGCAGGAUAACUCUCAGUCUAUGGACACAAGCAAUACAAUGAUCCCUCAAAUCAUGCCAAAUAUAUCUACCAGAGAUGUUCAGCCUGUUGCCUAUGAAGAACCCAAACACUGGUGUUCGAUUGUGUAUUACGAAUUGAACAAUCGUGUUGGGGAGGCCUUUCAUGCAUCUUCUACAAGUGUCUUAGUAGAUGGGUUUACAGAUCCCUCCAAUAAUAAAAACAGGUUCUGCUUAGGUUUGCUCUCAAAUGUUAAUCGCAACUCAACCAUUGAGAACACUAGACGACAUAUUGGGAAAGGAGUUCAUCUCUACUAUGUUGGUGGGGAAGUCUAUGCUGAGUGUUUAAGUGACAGCAGCAUAUUUGUACAGAGCAGGAACUGCAACUACCACCACGGCUUUCAUCCAACAACUGUAUGCAAGAUUCCUAGUGGAUGCAGCCUGAAAAUCUUUAACAAUCAGGAAUUUGCUCAGCUUUUAGCUCAGUCUGUCAACCAUGGAUUUGAAGCAGUGUAUGAGCUCACCAAAAUGUGCACCAUUCGAAUGAGUUUUGUAAAGGGGUGGGGAGCUGAGUAUCACCGACAAGAUGUCACGAGCACCCCGUGCUGGAUAGAAAUUCAUCUUCAUGGGCCCCUCCAGUGGCUGGAUAAAGUACUUACACAAAUGGGUUCUCCUCUUAAUCCCAUUUCAUCUGUUUCAUAGUGUUGAAAUUCCAUCUUCAGCCUUAUUUUUAGUGAACUUAUUCUAAUUCUAGAGAAACUUCCAGCGUGGAUACUGUGAGCUAUAUGGAGAAUGGAUCUUAUGGUUUUACUUUCUUUUUUUUUUUUUUAAAUCCCUUUGUGACCAAUUCCAUUGUGUAUAGCUGAGCAGUUUUACAUUUCAAUUUGUUCUUGUGAUGCUUAAGUGACAGUUGAGCCCUAAGGGAAAAAGAAAAAAAAAAUCUAUUGGAAAAAUUCAGAACGCUUUUCCCCUCCUUGGAGUAGAAUUUAAACAGGCAUAUGUCUUAACUGGAAAUUAUUUUUUGUCCUGUAGGGGCAGAAUGAUGAAGACUGACUUCAGAAAAUAAAUACAUAUCAUAGUUCAUUGUUUUUUUUUUAAUGUUUAUAAAAACGAUUGAACAUGUGCAGCUCCAGCUUGCAAGCUGUAUUUUUAGUGUAGUUGCUUAACAAAUUAAGUUUGACGUCUGUCAUAAAGAAAAUUAGGCUUUAUUAUGGCUAAUUUGCCUAAUUGAACAAUGUGACUUUCUUUAAAUGUACACAUGAAAUAUACUUUUUACAAAUGUCGGACUGGUGUAAAAACACUUUGUCUAUUGGAAAAUGCUGUCAUAAACACAUUGUAUAUGAAUGCAGAAUAGCAGUUCUUAGUCUUUUCCCACUUCAGUUUUGUACUAUUGCUUUUAACCACCAUUUUAAAUAGUAACUGAUACAAGGUAAACAUCUUGCACGUUUCUGGAGUAGUGAUUUUUGUUUUUCUUUGACUUACACUCAUGCCAUUUGGAUGUGGUUGCCAAGGCCUAUUUCUUUUUAGGUACCCUGCUCUAUUUUAACAUAAACACUAGUAUUUGUAAAUGGCAGUGCCUUGCUAUUUUUUCGAAGGAGUAAGUUGUUUUUUUUAAUUUUCUUUUUGGUGUUUUAGCUGUUUAUUUUGCCUGUCUGGAAUUGAUCUGUGUUAAGCCUUUUAAUCUCUCAGUAGUCAUUAUGCAGUAUUAGUGAUUACACUGUAUUUAAUUCACUUUCAGUAUGAGUUUGAGUCUCUUUGAAGGCUGCGAGUGGCUUAGCAAAUUAGUAAAUGAAUGCAGAAGCUCUUCCUUCCAGAUCAUGUAAUUUAAUACAGGCCUGUUGUUAAUGACCAAAAGCAAUCACUUCUUUUGUAGGUGAAACAGUGAUUCUUGAGCCUGUUCUUAGCGACAGGUGUUCGGUCAGAAUACUUGUAAUUGGCAGCUUUAUGGAAAUCAAGGACUGCAUUAGUAUGAAAUGUAUCUUUUUGUAAGGAAUUACAUUGCCUCUGCUGUUGUAUUACUCAAACACUGUACUAAACACUAAAAGAAAUCAGCUCAGUAACAUACGCGUAGUUUUCCCCUGUAAAAGUAAAAACGAUUGAAGGAACAUUCUAAGAGAAUUAGAAGUGAGUUAUACAAAAUCCAUUUGCAUGCAGAAAAAGACCUACUGUUAGUUUUAACUCCUCCAUUUUCCUGGAUAUCUUUUCAGGACAGGGUGCAGUGUCUGGGGGAGAGACUGAAACCUCUGAAAUGCAAACACUUAUUAAAAGAUGUGCUGCAGUUAACUACUGCAAUCCUGAGACGUUGAUUGCUUACACAACUUCUUUUGUCUUCUAUUGAAUGACAUUUUCUGCUCAAAUGUGGAAAUCAUGCAUUAUAUGGUACCUGAGUAAGAGAUCAUAAAGGAAAAAAAUUGUUUACGUGUCAUUAAAAUGUUUCUUAUGAAAUGCCUUAAAGGAAUAAACUGUAACACUUCUGCAGAACCCUCAUGUUCUCUUGUACAGGUAUUUCUGUAGUACUUGGUGAUUUUAUUGUUGGUUUGUUGUCUUUUUUUGUUGUUGUUCUUGUUGGUUUUUUUUUUUUUUUAAAGCAAUUUCUUCAGUGUGUGUUAAAGCGAAUGUGCAUCUUCAGGAGAAGGGAGGAAAACAAUAUUUGCCACUCACUUCUGGGGUCUUCUCUUUCAUUCUUCGAAACAGCAACCCUGUUGACUGAAUAAGAUGCAAAGUCACUUGGCCACAGGAUCAGGCUUCCCAUUUUCCUCUCCCCGGGCCCGACUUCUAUCAAGUUGCUGAAUAUGUAUAUUUGACACUACGGAUAUUUUUCUUGACGAGCUUUUAAAAUGAAUGUCUUGGCACAUUGGAUCAAAGAAAGAUCUCAGUUGUAGGUACAAGCUUCUGCUUUAUCCAAAAUGUUUUUCACCCGGCUUCACCUCCGCUCACUUGUUUGGAUGCGGCUGACUAAAGGACUGAAGAAUGGGCGCUGGAAGUAGGUGUUUGCAAGUCAGAGCUGCUGUAUUGUGGUUAGAUUGGCUACCCAUGCAAUGAAGCAUAAUUUCUGCAGUGCUCUCUAGCUAACCCACUUCUGAUGCUGUCAUUAAGUAUUAAAGUACUCUGGCAUUUC